Messenger RNA from Lagopus muta (rock ptarmigan), 886 nucleotides. Its product is annotated as homeobox protein notochord-like. Gene Ontology annotation, biological process: regulation of DNA-templated transcription; central nervous system development; neuron differentiation. The coding region runs from base 1 to 639 and encodes 212 amino acids. NCBI's taxonomy places the organism in Eukaryota, Metazoa, Chordata, Aves, Galliformes, Phasianidae. The transcript has 3 exons. Gene Ontology annotation, molecular function: DNA-binding transcription factor activity, RNA polymerase II-specific; DNA binding. The record is from RefSeq and is a predicted model, not a curated record.
AUGCCGCCCCCGGCCCCUCCGCCCCCCGCCCGGCCUGGCCAAGCUUUCACCAUCGCAGCGCUGCUGGGACGCUCCUCGCCCCCCCCGGCACCUCCACCACCACCGACCCCUUCGUUGCCACCUCUGCCGCAUUGGGGGGCACCUCCCGGGCCGCUCUGCGCUGCGUGCUGCGGACCCCCGCCCGCCUGGGCUGCUCGCCUCGGGGCCACAGGCUUCCUGCUCUCCAAGUGCUGCUUCCCCAUCUUCAAAACCAAAGCUGGCAAAGCCAAACGGGUGCGUACCAUCUUCACCAGUGACCAACUGGCACGGCUGGAGAAGGAGUUUGCCCGGCAGCAGUACAUGGUGGGCACGGAGAGGUGCCUGCUUGCCUCUGCACUGCACCUCACUGAGGAGCAGGUGAAAGUCUGGUUCCAAAACCGAAGAAUUAAGUGGAGAAAACAAAGCCUGGAACAACAGCAAGCCAAAUUGGCCAAGAUGGGCCUGGCCACCUCACAGAGGAGCCCUGACUCCCAGAGCCACCGUGGUGACGAGGACAAGGACUGCCCAAUGGGGACUGAGGGCAUCCAGGAGGACACAGGCUCACCCCUGGGCUUGGGGGCUGCACCUCCCUCUGCACAGACUGUGGCAAAGUGCUGCUGAGCUGCCAGGGCUGCUUAUUUGUAUUUUUUUAUAUUGUUUUUCUGUGUAUUAUAUAUGAAUGUAUCAUAGCUGGCAAUGAGGGUAUCUAAUAUAUACAGGGCUUCGAUUAUUUUUGCAGUGCGAAAAUAAAUUAUUUAUGCGACUCUUGGUUUAGAGGAAAGCCCAGGUCUUUCUGUUGUCCCUCUGUCUCACGGCCUGUUUGUCUGUCCUUUAAUUCCUGGGUGGGAGAAAAGGCAGUGCAAGGAGA